Molecule: messenger RNA, 357 nt
Organism: Atta colombica
Lineage: Eukaryota; Metazoa; Arthropoda; Insecta; Hymenoptera; Formicidae
Exons: 3
Coding region: 1-357 (118 amino acids)
Molecular function (GO): nucleic acid binding
Source: RefSeq, a predicted model, not a curated record
AUGUUAGCAUUUAAUGCCCCCAUCGAAACUUUGUUGAGCGAACAGUGGGAAACAUUACGCAGCGCGACGAAUUGUCAAAUGUUCGAAAAGCCUUUUAACGACGAUAAUCGACGUAUACACUCACUGGAUUAUAAGCGCGAUCGUGUGACAAUUUCAAAACAAUAUUUGGAGAUGUUUCAACGUAAUCCAGAUGAAUUUCUGCGUCGAUUCAUUACUAUGGACGAAACAUGGUUCCAUUACUUCACACCCGAGACGAAGGAACAGUCAAAACAAUGGACUUUACCGGAAGAACCAAUUUCGAAGAAGGCGAAGACCAUAAAGUCGGCUGGUAAACAAAUGAUCAAUGGCAAUUAUUAG